AUGGCCGAUAUUGUUGAUAAUUUGGAAUCGGCGAAUUUCAAAUCGUCGCUCCCACCAAGAAAAAGGGCUAAGACCAAAGAAGAGAAGGAACAGCGUCGAGUGGAGCGUAUUCUCAGGAAUAGAAGAGCGGCCCAUGCUUCGCGAGAAAAGAAGAGAAAGCAUGUUGAAUACUUGGAGAGCUACGUGUUGAAGUUAGAAGACAACUUAUCUAAGUUGCAGAGCAAUUUCGAUAAUGUAUGUGGACAAAUUUCGUCGAAACAGCUUGCUAAGAUAGACAUGAAGGAGAUGGACGAUUUGCAAGAAUUGAAAGACAAGAUCCAUAGUAACCUCAACGGGUCGCUUUUGGCCAACGAGGGGGGAGACGACAAUCUUGACGAGGAAUCGACUCCACCAACCGAGCAGCCAGAUUCUAAGAAGAGAAAACUUUCUUCUACCAAUAGCUGUAGUUCGUUAACUACCGACCUGACCGAACCGGUCGAAUACGAACAAGUGUCGUCCGACAAGGUGAAUCAGAUACCACACAUUAAGAUGGAACCCAACGGUGAUUCUAACGAAUUGCUAUCAAUAACAAACGAAAAUGUUUACUAUAACUAUUUGUCUCCGAUUUCCAUCAAUUCGCCAAUCAAUUCUCCUAUUGAUUUGACAUUGAAGAAAUCGAGUGAUAACUUACCACCAUUAUCAUUAUCCAAUGACGACAAUGAGAUUGAUUCUUUAAAAGUGUACGAUCCUUUGGGGCAAAAUUCAGAAGAGAUUUUGUUGCCAAAGAGUUAUGAUGAUCAAUGA
This is a messenger RNA of Debaryomyces fabryi, 783 nucleotides long. It is a transcript of the gene HAC1, whose product is annotated as transcription factor. The record is from RefSeq and is a predicted model, not a curated record. The coding region runs from base 1 to 783 and encodes 260 amino acids. Gene Ontology annotation, biological process: positive regulation of transcription by RNA polymerase II. The transcript has a single exon. Gene Ontology annotation, molecular function: DNA-binding transcription factor activity, RNA polymerase II-specific. NCBI's taxonomy places the organism in Eukaryota, Fungi, Ascomycota, Pichiomycetes, Serinales, Debaryomycetaceae.